AAAUGGUGUUUCAUCUAUCAAGUAUAUAGGGGUAGUGCUGAAUGAGAAAUGGAAAUGAAAGACACAUAUUAAUAGCCUCUUACCAAAAUUAGGGCAUCGCCUUUCAGUGUUCAAUCAAUUCUAUCACAUGUUAGAUAAGAGAAGUCUCACUGCGUAUUUCAGUGGCCCUGUCCUACCACAUCUCUAUUAUGCAUAUAUUGUUUGGGGAGAUCAGUCAGGUCUUACAACACAGAUGAAACAGUUGCAACCUUUUCAAAAUCGCUUUGCAAAAAAGAUUGUAAAGGUAAAAGUGAGUCAGCUGAGGCCCUGA
Molecule: messenger RNA, 310 nt
Organism: Pocillopora meandrina
Lineage: Eukaryota; Metazoa; Cnidaria; Anthozoa; Scleractinia; Pocilloporidae
Source: the annotation of a GenBank genome assembly